AAAAAAAUUGUUGUUUUCGUAAGGUGGCAGCAAGUAUUUGAAUGUUUAUCGUUUGGUUGGCGAGAUAUUGAACGUUUCGUCUGUUUUCAAAUUUUUUUUAAUCAGUAAUGGAACAAGAAAUAGCACAAAAUACUGAAGACCCUAAAAUAUCCAAUGAAGAAACAUCACUGCCUUCUUUUGAUUUAGAAUUAAGUCUCACCAAUUUAGAAAAAGGAAAUAACAAAGAACUGAUAAUCAAACAGCUUAAAGAGGAAGAAGGCUCAAUUUUGCAGUUACAGUCAAUACUUUUAUCUAAAAAAUUGGAAAAUAAAUCACUUAUAGAAGCAGUAGAAAUAGUUGCUGAAGUGACAAAAAAUGAUGCUGCAAGAAAAAGAUGUACAGAUGAAGAACUAAUAUGCUAUUUAUUAGAACUUUUAUCGAGUGAUAACAAUGCAUUAUUGUUGCAGGCUGUUCGAGCUUUAGGAAAUAUAUGUUAUAUUAAUGAUGAAGCUUGUGAAAUUGUGAUGAAUCACCAAGGUGUUUUUAAAAUUAUUGACUUAUUAAAUAGUUUAUCUAGGGUAGAAUCAACAGAAACUAGAUAUUUGAUAUAUGUUUCUGUUGGCUGUCUUAUGAAUCUAACAGACACAAUAGAAAAAGUACAGGAACAAGCUAUUGCAGGAGGUGCUAUCAGCUUAUUGUUAAAGUAUUUAGAAAAAUAUUAUGAAGAUGAAGAAAUUGCAACCAACUGUUUGUUGGUUUUGAAUUGUUUAUCUGUUUGUGAAAAUGGCAAAUCAGAAUUAAUGGGAAAGUCAAGUUUGAGUUCUUUAAUGAACGGUCUUGAAAAACCUCUGUCAAGUGAUUUGAUGGAUUCGUUGUUGGAUUUACUGGAGUAUCUUGCAGAAAAUGAUCCUGCCAAAAUAAACAUGGCUGAAUUAGGUAUGGGAGAUAUUAUGUUGCAAGUUAUCGAGAAAUGUCAUCAAAAUCACUGGAAGGAUGAAAGUCAACAUAUUUUAAAACUAGCUUGUGAUUUAAUCAUUCUUAUUUUAACUGGAGAUACUAGUAUGAGCAUUUUAUAUGAAGAAGGUAAUGGAAAUGUCUAUCAGAAAACUAAAUGUUGGUUGAAUUCGGAUGAUGAUGUCAUGCAGAUUGCUGGUGCCUUAGCAGCUGGGAAUUUUGCUAGAAAAGAUAGUUAUUGUAUACAUAUGGUUGAAGAUCACAUAUCAGAAAGUCUUUUGUGUCUUCUUGAAAAACAUAGUAAAGAUAAUGAUAUCAGACUGUUGCAUGCUGUUUUAUCAGCUCUCAGAAAUUUAGCUAUACCUGGUAAGUUGUUCUUUUUAAUUUGAAUUAUAUUAAAAAGU
Centruroides sculpturatus (bark scorpion) is the source of this 1337-nucleotide messenger RNA. Its product is annotated as rap1 GTPase-GDP dissociation stimulator 1-like. Gene Ontology annotation, cellular component: cytosol. The coding region runs from base 108 to 1322 and encodes 404 amino acids. Gene Ontology annotation, biological process: positive regulation of GTPase activity. Gene Ontology annotation, molecular function: guanyl-nucleotide exchange factor activity; protein binding. NCBI's taxonomy places the organism in Eukaryota, Metazoa, Arthropoda, Arachnida, Scorpiones, Buthidae. The transcript is spliced from 10 exons. The record is from RefSeq and is a predicted model, not a curated record.